This is a messenger RNA of Alternaria triticimaculans, 3030 nucleotides long. RefSeq lists its product as uncharacterized. The transcript has a single exon. Gene Ontology annotation, molecular function: protein binding. NCBI's taxonomy places the organism in Eukaryota, Fungi, Ascomycota, Dothideomycetes, Pleosporales, Pleosporaceae. The record is from RefSeq and is a predicted model, not a curated record. Bases 1 to 3030 code for a protein of 1009 amino acids.
AUGCGAGACUCAUUAUAUUCCGACCAGGGAUCAGAUAUCGUAUCAUCGGACCAACAAAUAGAGACGUCCAAAGCUAGUCAGGCUAUAUCUGACGCACAUCUUACUUCAUUGGGCAAAAAAGGAGGGCUGAUGAAAUCGGAGACCGAUACUUCCGCAACCUUGUGGGCGGAUGCGGUUCAGCCUGCAGAAUUGCUUCAAAAGCCACAGAUCCAGCCUUCGCAGAAUUCAUCGAAAGUAAAUCAGAUAAAGAAGAGCGGACACAUCAUCGAGUCGAUACCUCCUGACUUCAAAUCUGAAGACAACGUUCGGGGGAAAGCAGGCAAGCAGGGCGACGCACCGGUUCGCGCGAUCGUCGAUCUACAAGACAAAGAUUUGAAGUACUUCAAGAACGUCGCAUCUGAAUACUACUACCGGGGCGAUUUCGCAAAUGCUAAAACUCGGUUCGAAUUUCUUGUCCGGAGCUAUCCAUCCUCACACAAGAGUAAAAGUUACUUUCGCCUGCGCCUUAGCCUUGCUCAGAUCACCUGGUUCAACGGAAAGUACAAAUCCGCCGAGGGAAUGUUCAAAGACCUUCAGUGUGAGAUAGAACAGGCAGCAGACACGGACACAGAUGCUAAGCUGAUUGGUGACACUGGAAAAGGCAUAGCACUGGCGCAAUUGAAACAGGGACGAACUCGUGACGCCAGGACCACUAUCCGGAGAUAUUGCCAACGGUUCGAGAACGCCCCUCAACCUUCGCUCCUGAGUACAUGGGCCCUUGUGCUUGCAUCUAGUGGCGCCUUCAGACACGCGUGGCAGCUGAGCAAAGAGGCUAUACAUCUUGCCGAAGGAAUCAUAAAACACCACAGCGGUCAUCGAGAAAAUCUCCAGAAACAGAACACUGAUGAGGUUCCAUACGAAAUUGCAAAACAGGACAUUUGUGAGGACGUGGUAAACACAUGCUUGUACAAUCACGCCCGCAUAUCAUCCGAGAUGGGGAAGCUCUCCGAUGCCAAUCUUGCCAAUGAAGAGGUACUCAAGGACCUACAGCAUCGACUUGGACCACAGCAUAUUAUAACACUUGAUGCAGCAAGUUUACGCGCUUGGCUGCUUGUGUAUGACAACAAACCAACAGAUGCCGGGGAAGAAGUUCUUUCGACUUUUCGGCAGAUGCGAGAACGUCUAGACGAAUCCCAUCCAUCAACUUUGCAGGCUAUGCAGACCCUUGUACUGAUGUACAAGAGCGAUGGGCGCUAUUCGGACGCGAAAGAAACCGCACUCUACCUCGUGGACAGAUGUGCAAAGAGUGAGGACCUCGGCGACGCGCAUCCCCAAACACUCAAAUCAAGAGCCAUCCUGGCUGAGGUACUGCUAGCAAUCGGUGACUGGGAUAAGGCCAAAACAAUUGCGCUUAGUAUCGUGGAUCAGGAAAAGACCAAUUCCUAUUUUGGCGUUACGUUAGCAACGAUCCUUCGCACCAAGGGAGAGUGGGACCCGGCACACGAAAAGGUCAUCGACAUCCUACUGCAUGAAUUGAACAAGUAUGGAGACCCAACAGAGGGAGAAGGGCAUCUGCGUCCUCUCUUAAGUCGGACACAAUCUUACAUGCGAGACGUCGAACCAGUCCCAGACAUUGACGAUAUACACAACCCGCUUACGGAAUUUAUGGGCGUGACAUUCAAGAAGAAAGAGCUCAAGGAAUUGCUUUUCUCUUCUGAUCGUCUCCGUCGUGGUAUCGAGCAACAUAUCGAACAGGGCUUCCCCGACCCAUUUCAGGGAUCAGAGCCGUUCCACGUGUACCCAUCCUUGAUACGCACUAUCCAUUGUUUAGCGCUCUGCGAGCAGGUCCGUGAUGAUGCGGAUCUGAACUUCGUGCACGAUAUGCUGGACAGAUUACUCACCAUCUUGAAUAAGGAACUGGGCCAGACUCACCGUCUCACCGUUAACAUCAACUAUGACAUUGCUGUUAACUAUCGCCUGCAGGGACUGCUUAAUGAGUCCCUGACUCUCAUACGAUUUGUUAUGGAGGAACGACUGAAAUGUCUUGGCUCAGACCAUCCGGACUAUCUAGUUGCUAGACAUCAGUAUGCUGUCACGCUAUUCGGGCUGAGAAAGUGGGAAGAGGCGCUCGACGAACAAGAAAUCACUUUGAGGACGCAGGAGUAUUUAUUGGGCGAUGGCCACGCCGACACAGUCAUCUCAAGAUACACGCUAUCUGGAAUCUAUGACUCACUGGGCCGUUUCCAAGAAGCGGACGACCUGUUGCACAAAGUUAUCGAUGACCAAAAGCGACUCUACGGUUCAGUAAGUGCGGACGCUAAUGGCCAUCCUAUUGUCCUGCGUAGCCGGGUGAGACAUGCGUUGAUUCAUCUCGAUAUGGGGAAGUACGACAGUGCAGAAGAAGAGCAGAGGAUGGUCUACAACCGACGGCGAGAGAAGUUCAGUGAAGAUCACAGCCUCACUCGCAACUCGAAGAACGAUCUGGCUCAGAUCCUACAAGCCGCUGGAAAACUCAAAGAGGCUAAAGACCUAUACUUGGGUCUCGAGAGGGACACUUCGUCCAUUCUGAAGUUUCGCCCAGAAACACUGUCGCACGAGACAGCAUUCCUUUUCCUGGUUCAAUCAAAUCUUGCAUCGUGUUUGUUCGAUCUCGCAAAAAGCAGCGAGGACUACGAAGAGGCCAAGAAAAGACAGGAAGCGCUCUAUUCGCAGAUGAAGAAGUCACCGCCUACGUAUCUAGCGGACGAGCGCUUGAUCGCGGUAGCAUUCAACCUCGCUCUGACCUACAAAGCCAUGGAUAGCCAUCUCGACGCAUACGAUAAGUUACACGAGGCAGCCGUGACUUCAAGAGGACUGUUGGGUGACGAGCAUCCGCAGACAAAGGAGCUUAUAGCGACAUUGACAGCUUGGUGGGAGGAAGGAACGGCUUUUCGUGAUCAGCAAGAGCGGAAUAAAGCUCAUUCCGAUAGCAACGGCCGCACUUUGGCUUUCAACCCUGGCGUUCUACAUCCAACACCCGCCGUUGACGGCAAUCUCGUUGCGCCGCUUUGA